This is a messenger RNA of Osmerus eperlanus (European smelt), 4839 nucleotides long. It is a transcript of the gene rpgrip1l, whose product is annotated as RPGRIP1 like. The coding region runs from base 105 to 4037 and encodes 1310 amino acids. NCBI's taxonomy places the organism in Eukaryota, Metazoa, Chordata, Actinopteri, Osmeriformes, Osmeridae. The transcript is spliced from 25 exons. The record is from RefSeq and is a predicted model, not a curated record. Gene Ontology annotation, biological process: non-motile cilium assembly; retinal rod cell development. Gene Ontology annotation, cellular component: photoreceptor connecting cilium.
CUCAAAGCAACUAGAAUGGCGCAUGCGUGUACUGACACAGGAAAGGAGUUGUUUACUAGCAACGGUCGCUGUGGAUGGACAUGUUUUUCUGAAACGAAAGAACCAUGUCAACAUUUGCUGAUGAAACAGCAGCAGACGUGCCUGUGAAGGACAUCACUUUGAAACUUAGCCAAGCUGGAGUUGGAGCACCAGAUUCCUUGGUCACCCAGAAUGUCAGAGAUAGACAGGCCAUCUCGCGUGUGUCCAGGGAGGAGCUGGAGGACAAGUUCCUGCGGCUCCACGAGGAGAACCUGCUUCUCAAACAGCACAGCCACAAGCAGGAGGACAAGAUCAAGAGGAUGGCCACCAAGCUGGUGCGGCUGGUGAAGGACCGGCGGCGGGUGGAGCAGGGUGCACCAGGGGUGGGUGGGGUGCGUCCACAGGGGGGCAGGGACGUGGAGCUGGAGGAGAUGAUGGAGGAGCUCCAGGAGAAGGUCCAGGAUUUGCAGAGGCAGAACGAUGGGCUGAAACAACGUCUGCUGGCCGCCAAACAACAGCUGCAGGUGCAGAGCAGGAGACCCACCCCUUACGGUCACGUCCAAUCACGCAUCAACACAGGCAUGAGGAGGCAGAGGGAGGACAUGCACACUCAGGGUCCCAUACCGUCCUCCAGAGGUCUCCAGAGCGUGGAGGUGGAAGUGAGCGGGAGGCCUCCCCUUGGUCUGCUACCCCGAUAUGGACACAGUCUGCUGGAUGACGCGAGAGCCGAGAUUCGCAACCUGGAGAACGUGAUCGAGACCCAGCGUGGCCACAUCGAGGAGAUGGACCGAGCGGCCGAGAUACUGAGAGAGCAGCUGAGGAGGAAGGAGAGAGAGUUUGAGGAGUCCCUCCUUCACCUGAGACAACAGCAGACCACGGGACAGAGGUCCACUAUCAAGGACAACGUGGAGAUGAUCAGACUGCAGAAGCAGCUGGUGGAGAAGGCGAACGCCUUCACUGUGCUUGAGGGCCGCUUCCUCCAACUCCAGGAGAACCAGAGGACCCUGAAGGCCAGUCACGAUGGUGUCAUGGCCAAGGUGGACGAGCUCACUGGCCAGCUGAAGGAUGAGAGAUUGAGGAGUCUGGGGCUGGAAGGCCAAAUCCAGAACCUCUCGUUCUCACAGAGAAGGACUGAUGAGCUGCAAGACAGACUACAUGACCUUGAGAGGGAGAGAGACCUGCUGAAGGAGAACUGUGACAAACUGGUGAACAGUGCCUUCGACGUGACUCAGGAACAGAAGUGGAGGACAAGAGAACAGCAGCUCAAAUUGCAGAUUGCACAGCUAGAGGUGGCGCUGAGGUCUGAUCUCACGGACAAAAAUGAGAUUCUGGAUAAGAUCAAGGCUGAACGAGAUGCGAACGAAAAAGUUACAGACGAAAACAAGAGGCUUCAGCUGCAGUUCCUGGAGCAGAAGGAGCAGUUGGAUGAGAUAAAAAAUCGAAUGAAGUUCUACACCAAGGAAAGUGAGAUAGACGUGGCAGAACUCAGUGAGGCAUUGAUGUUAAUUAAGGUAAGAAAGACCCAGAGGAACGGCCAGCUGGGCUUCCUGGAGCAGGUGGAGGAUGAGAUGCGUGGGGACGCAGACCGCUCGGUGAGAGAGCUCCAGGCCACACACGCAGAGACCAUCCAGGAACUGGAGAAGACCAGGAACAUGCUCAUCAUCCAGCACAAGAUCAACAAGGACUACCAGGCUGAAGUGGAAGCUGUGACACGGAAGAUGGACGAGGCGAAAGCGGAAUACGAUCAGAAGUUGGAACGUCUCGCACAGCUUCUGGACAUGAGGGCUGCGAAAAUCAAGAAACUAGAAACCCAACUGAAGGACAUCGCAUACGGGACCAAAGCGCACGUCUUCAAACCAGACGUCGACGACGACGACUUGGCCGACGUGUUCGACGAAACCGUCCGCCUGGAACGCGGGGAGAACCUUCUGGAAAUCCACAUCGGCAAGGGGUCCUUUUCGGCCGUGGCGCUCGCGUCUCUCGGCGACCUUGAGCCCUCGACCUUCUGCACCUACGCCUUCUUCGACUUUGAGCUCCAGUCCACUCCCGUUGUCAAGGGCGAGCGGCCGACGUACGAUUUCACGUCGCAGUACGUGGUGCGGGUGGACGACCUCUUCCUGCAGCAUCUCCACUCGGGGUCGGCCACCCUGGAGCUGCAGCUGGCCAGGGGGAUGGACUUCCAGACGUUGGCUGCGGGACAGCUCCGCCUGCACUCGCUCCUGGACAAGGAGGGCAAGGUGCAUGGGUCAGUGCAGCUGGUCGGUGUGACAGGGGAGGUGCAAGCCUUCGGAUCAGUGGACUACUGGGCCCGGCUGCGGGUACCCAUGGAGCAGGCUAUCCGCCUGUACAAAGAGCGAGUGAAGGCCCUAGGCUAUCUCAGUUCAGCCAACGCUGGAGACAGACAGGUGUCCGCCACAGCCCUGGAACCUCACCUGACUUCCGCCGACUCCAGCCUGAACGAGCUCAGCGUCACCGUGAGGUGCUGCAGCGGCCUGGCGUCCCGGCUCGGCGCCGGCAAACCCAGCGCCUACGUGAUCUACAAGUUCUUUGACUUCCCCGACCACGACACGUGCAUCGUCCCAGACUGUGGCCAGCCCCAGUUUGAGGACCACAGGUCCUUUCCGGUGCCCAUGGACGCAGAUCUGGACGGCUAUCUGAAGACCUCGGCCCUGCUGCUCUAUGUUUUUGACGACCAGGACUCUCAGAGUGAGCUGUACCUGGGCAAGGCCAGAGUGCCUUUACUGUCGCUGGCCCACGAUAAAGCAAUCACAGGUACCUUUGAGCUGACUGACCCUGCUGGCCUCCCCAGCGGCCAUGUCGACGUCACUCUCAAGUGGAAGUUCACCUACCUCCCUCCCCCUGGCUCCACCAUGACUGUGGAACAGGCUCGGUUCAUCCCCAAAGAGCCCCCUGUGAAGCUCACACCUGAGGGGGAGGAGGCCGAGGAGAAGAGGGCAGGCACAGAAGAAGCAAAGGAGGAAAAGGAGAAGAGGGUGGAGAAGGAGAAACGAAAGGAGGGUGUGGUGGGGACGACAGUGACGGCGAAAGAGGAGAGGAGGGCUAAGACUCUCGAUCCCCUCCCUGCUGCCACUGAGGGGAAGGUACCUCAACCCAAACCCAGACAGAGAUCAUUUUUGAAAGAAAACAUGACUUCCAAAAAAGUCUCCUUUGUGGAUGUUACCGCUCCUGAAAAUAAACUUGUUACAGUGUCGGAGGCAGCGGUGGCAGGUCCGAGCGGCUCCGUGGAUGACAAAGAUGAUGAUGAUGAAGAGGAGGAGUCUCACUUCUCCGAAGGCCAGCUGAUCUCAUCCAGCUUUCAGUCUCUUUCUGACGAAUCAGAUAUCUCGGAGGAGAUCUUUGAACAGGAAGGCGACGUACAUGCGGCCCCAGGUGCGGGCGAGGAUCAGAGUGAAUCAAUACUCUCAGACAGUGAUGACUGCAUCGUUCCAGGACAGGCCUCGGUGGGAAGAAAGCCCUCUGAGCGUGUGCGUGUGGAGAUCGUGUCCCUGAGCUUGCGUCCCGACUCGCGGGCAGCCUCGGACAGCAGCGUGGUGCGUCUGUUUGUGGAGUACUCCCUCCUGGACUUGCCAUCCGAGGAGACCCCAAUGUCCCUGCCCAAACCCCUGCCUGGAAAGAGCAGCCACUACAACUACAGCAAGAUGAUUCAUGUAGACGUAGAGAACAACAGGACGAGACGGGAGAUGUUGAGGGGGGUACUUGAGGGACGUAACCCAGAAAUGGAGAAUAUCCGGUUUACGGUGGUCAGCGAGCCACCGGAGGAGGAGGAGCAAGAGAGGGAGUGUGAGGAUGUAGGCGUGGCUUAUUUUAGCAUUCCUAACAUCCUGAAGCAAGGACAGGACAUGAUUGAAACCAACCUCAACAUUGUGGAUGCUCUAGACAGCAGUGUGGUGGUUGGCAGUCUGGCAGUGUCUGUGGAAGGACUGGAGGCUUUCCAGUCUAUCAUGGAGGACCCAGACCAUGACUACACCCCCAUCUCCUCACUGGAAACAGACACAUAGGCCGUUUAACAUUUCAGUGGCCCAACGCCAGGACACUCAUUGUAGAAAUAAUUGUAAAUACUGUAUGUGUAUGCAUCGUGGUAGCUAGCUCGGAAAAAGCUAUUUGGAAUAUCGAGUGUUUUCAUUGCGAUUGUGUCUGUGUGAUGUAAAUGCCGCACAGUACUCAGGCUUAAUAUAGGCAAAGCAAGUGUCACACAAAUUAGACAACGUUUGUGUUUUAUUCAUCUAUUUUGAUGGUUGAAAGGGAUUGUUUUAUUAGACAAUAUUGCACUACAAUAAGGUUGAUUUCUUCUUCUGCAGGUGUUUCGAUCUUUAGACAUGCUUGGAAUAGCCUUAGUAAAACCUUCCUAUCACUGAAGGAUGAGGAAGUUAAGUCUGUAGUAACUGCAGCUCUGCAGCAACUACAGUACCAAGGCCCAUGUCUUUACAAUGAAUAAAUGCUGGAUGAGACCCUUCUUAGUUCAGUAAACUUUGGAAGAUAGUGGUUAUUUCAUAAUUUAACCUCGAUUUUGUUGGCCGGGAUUUAAAGAAUUGCAUUGCUUCAUGUUGCAGUGGAUUGAGGAUUUACCAUAGAUGGUUGCUCUAGAUGUGGUUUCAAGAUUGUACAACAAUGACACGAAUGUAAGGAAUGUGGUUUUUCGCAAUCAUUUUGUAUGAGAUUAUGUUUUAGGUCUAAGUAAAUUUCAGUAAUAUGAUAAAUCUUUAAUAGAUCUAAGAUUUCAUAAAUCCUAUAUGAUAGAUGAAUGUGUUCACUUGUCUGUUUUGUAUAUACGCUUAAUAAAGUGUUUAGUUUUUACACCUG